AUGUCAAAUUCCCAAUAUAGUGAUCAUUUAAUUAAAGAUAAAAAGAUUGGAAUUGUUGGUGGAGGUCCAGCCGGUAUCGUCUUGACUAGAUUAUUGCAGCAAAGAGGUGCCAAUGUUAAACUAUAUGAAAGAGAUAUCGAUAGAACUGCAAGAGUUCAAGGUGGUAGUUUAGAUAUCCAUGAUGAUUCUGGACAGUUGGCAAUCAAAGACGCAGGUGUCUAUGAUGAGUUUCUAAAGAAAAUUAGACCUGGAGGUGGUCAUCAUUCGGUGGUCGACAAGUAUGCAGUCGUUCAAUUCUUAAUGCCCGAUCUCAAGUGUUUCAACAGCCGACCAGAAAUCGAUAGAGGUGACCUCAGAGAGAUCUUUAUAGAUUCACUAGAGCCUGACACUGUGAUGUGGAAUCACCAUCUACAAGAUGUCAUUAUGAAUGAAGACAACAGCGGUAUACUUCUGAAAUUCAAAGGUGGAAAAGAAGAGGUUGUCGACUUUCUCGUGGGUGCCGACGGUUAUGCUUCAAAGAUUCGACCAUUCGUAACAAAUGUAGAACCAAUCUAUUCCGGUAUACUUUUUAUUCAAACAGAGAUUGAUAAUCCCAAAGAGGUAUGUCCAACCGUCUAUUCAUGGGUGAACGGUGGCAAUAUGUUUGGACUGAGCGACGGCAAGUUUGUAGCUGCACAACAGAAAACCAGUGGGAGUAUGGUCGUUUAUUUUUCAUCAAGAAAAGAUGAAAACUUUGCAAAAGAAUCAAACCUACUUGGUAACGAUCGAGAAUUGGUGAGACAAUACCUCUUAAAAGAAUAUAGCGAUUGGGAUCCAGUGUUCUUGGACCUCAUAAAAGAAGCAACCAAAGCACCGGUUACCGUUCGAAAUUUAAGUGACACUGCAAGAUUCAAUAAUAUUAAUAACUGGAGGGUUAACUCAAGAGUAACUCUAGUUGGUGAUUGUGCUCAUGUUAUGCCACCUUUUGCUGGUGAUGGUGCUAAUAUGGCAAUGAUGGAUAGUUUAGAAUUGGCAAGAGAAUUAACAUCACUAAGUAAUAAAACAAUGGAAGAAGCUAUUGAAAACUAUCAAACAAAGAUGCUAAAGAGAACAAAAGAAUCAGGCAAUGACACAAAUAAAUCACUGGAUGAUUUACACUCACCAAGAGCUCUAGAAAGCUUUGUAUCAAUGAUACUGCCAGGACCUUUCAAAGUAUAUGAUCUUUAUGUCUACUAUUUCAAGUCAUCAAAGCAACAGACUAAAGAAAAAGAAAACUAA
Heterostelium album PN500 is the source of this 1257-nucleotide messenger RNA. RefSeq names its product FAD-dependent oxidoreductase. Gene Ontology annotation, molecular function: FAD binding. The transcript is spliced from 3 exons. The record is from RefSeq and is a predicted model, not a curated record. NCBI's taxonomy places the organism in Eukaryota, Evosea, Eumycetozoa, Acytosteliales, Acytosteliaceae. Bases 1 to 1257 code for a protein of 418 amino acids.